Molecule: messenger RNA, 1621 nt
Organism: Tetranychus urticae (two-spotted spider mite)
Lineage: Eukaryota; Metazoa; Arthropoda; Arachnida; Trombidiformes; Tetranychidae
Product: mannose-6-phosphate isomerase
Biological process (GO): carbohydrate metabolic process; GDP-mannose biosynthetic process
Cellular component (GO): cytosol
Molecular function (GO): zinc ion binding; mannose-6-phosphate isomerase activity
Source: RefSeq, a predicted model, not a curated record
AGCUUUUGAUCAUGAGCAUAAUAAGCUUACUCGCUGCUGUUUGUUUUAUUUUUGUUUUGUCGUUCAGCAGCUUAGGGCCUUCAGAAAUACUGUUUAAUUCAAAUCUUCAUCAUUGAGAAUUGAAACAAUUGUCAUCAAAACAAAUCAUCAAAUCCAAACAAAAUGAUUUCUCUCAAAUGUCCAGUCAAAAAUUACGAUUGGGGAAAAAUUGGAAGCAAUUCAUUUGUUGGUCAGAUAUUAAUUGAUCAAGGGAUACCGAUUGAUGAAAAUUUGCCGUAUGCAGAGCUUUGGAUGGGCACGCAUAAAUCGGGCUCAUCAUGCAUUCGUGAUCUUGGCCCUGACCUGGACAAUCGACCGUUAGCUGAUUUAUUUUCUGUUUUUCCUGAAUUUAUUGGAAACAUGGAUAUAUACAAAAAAUAUGGUCAUCAAUUACCUUUCCUAUUCAAAGUGUUAUCUGUCAAUAAACCCUUAUCCAUUCAAGUGCACCCAGAUAAAUCCUUGGCUGGUCAACUUUUUAAGACUCGCCCUGAACAUUAUCCUGAUUCUAAUCAUAAACCAGAGAUGGCAAUUGCCUUGACUCCUUUCACGGGUCUUGCUUACUUUCGUCCUCAUGAUGAGAUUAUCAAUUUCGCAAAACGGUACCAGCAGUUAGGAGACUUGAUUGGAAUUGAUUUGCUUGCCGAGUAUGAAAGCGCAAAUGAAAAUGAUCGAGCUGAAUGUUUGAAGAAAUGUUUUGUUAAGUUGCUAAAAGAACCACAAGAAAUAAUUGCUGAUAAAAUCAAAAGUUUGCUGGAAAUGGCCGCUAAUGAUAAUGGUGACAAUGAUUUGAAAAUCUUCUCCGAGAUCGCAAGUGAAUACCCUGGUGAUGUUGGAAGUUUUGCUUAUUUUUUCCUUAAUCACGUUAAACUAGAGCCUGGUCAAGCUUUAUUUAUCGAUGUCAAUCAACCUCAUUGUUAUUUAUCAGGAGAUUGCGUUGAGAUAAUGGCUUGCUCUGACAAUGUAAUUAGAGCUGGAUUGACACCUAAAUAUAAAGACGUCGAUUUGCUUUGUGAAACAAUGACUUACAAACCUAAAUCUAUCGAUGAAAUUAUUUUAAAGCCGACUUUGAAGGAUCCUUUCACAUGUUUAUAUUCCCCUUCUGUUGACGAAUUUGCUAUCGAAAAAAUAGAAAUCGAUGGAAAUCAAUCAAAAACAUUGGAAUAUCGAUUCGAAGGCUUACAUAGCGCAUCAUUAUUGAUCAUAAUCGAAUGUGGAUCAGCCAGAAUCAACCCGACGGUUAAAUUAAAGAAAAGCAAUAUUUACUUUAUACCUCCAGGAUUAAAUUAUGUAGUGACGGAAAUUGAAGGAAAGUUUCUUGCUUUUCGGGCUUUUAUUAGACAAUGAAAACCCAAUAAGUUCAACGCAGAGCAUUGGAAUUAAAUUAUCUUCUUCAAGUCAAGAUUCAUUCAGAGCUUUCUAAUAUAUAAUGAUAAAUUUUUUAUGAAUUUUACUCAAAAAUCUCUUUCAAUCUCUUGCAAUCUUUGUUGUAUUUUGUUUAUUUUCUGUGAACAAUUCAAUGGUAUUGUUAGAUUAGAUUUCAUUUCAUCUUUAAUUAUUAAAUUUUUUUCGCAAGUUGCUUUUA